This is a messenger RNA of Siniperca chuatsi (mandarin fish), 2291 nucleotides long. RefSeq names its product capping protein inhibiting regulator of actin dynamics-like. The record is from RefSeq and is a predicted model, not a curated record. Bases 309 to 968 code for a protein of 219 amino acids. The transcript is spliced from 2 exons. Lineage: Eukaryota; Metazoa; Chordata; Actinopteri; Centrarchiformes; Sinipercidae.
CACACACACACACACACACACACACACACACACACACACACACAGGACCAUAAACACAGGGAGUGAACUGUGAUACUCUGCAGGGCUGAAACACUCAGAGACUCUGCUGCUGGACAAACACUUCAACAGACUUUUUACUGUCAGUUCACCCGUCUGUCUGUCUGUCUGUCUGCACUGAAGACCACAGUGGAUGUAGGACAGGGUUUUGAGGACGGACUGCAGCUGGUUUUCACGUCCCUGAGUCGGCGCUGAUGGUCGGAGCAGCUCAGUUUCAUCUCGUUUCGUGGUUUUCUGAAUGAACUGAUUUCAUGGCGAUGAAGCGUCUGAGCAGCCUGAUGCUGAGGAAGUGGAAGGAGAAGGAGAGAUGGACGGGGAGGAGGAGGAGCGAACCGUACGGGGGAGGAGAGGAGGAAGAGGAGGAAGAGGAAAGGCAAACAGACAGGAGAGACAGACAGACACACAGACGUAUGCUGAGGAGGAAGUCUGAACCCUGCGGACAGAUGGAGGAAGACGAAAAGAGGGAGGAGAAGAAGAGCGAGAGGAAGAAGGAACGCAGGAGGUCUGAACCCAGCGUGGAGGAGGAGGAAGACAGGAAGAGGACAGAGACGGGCAGAGGGAAAGAAAGGAGGAAGUCCGCUUCAUGGAUCAUGGCGGAGGACAGAGCCGGAGGACAGGCGGACAGGAGGCAGAGGGAGGCGGACAGACGGACGCUGCGGCGGCGGUCGGAGCCCUGCGGGAUCCUGCACGUCCAGCUGCUUCCUCUGUCCAACAGGAAGAGGAGGGAGCUGCUGCAGAGGCGGACGGGACGCAGGACGUCCUGCAGCGAGGAGGGGGACGGACAGACGGACAGGAGGCAGGGAGACGAGUUCAGACCGAUGACCCGGGGGAGGUCCGAACCCAUCGGCCCUCUGGACAAUAGUAAGCAAAGAGACUACAAGAACACUUCACUGGUAGUUUGUUUGGUCUGAGACUAAUAUAGAUACGCUACACACUAGCAACCAUGCACAAUCACCAUAGCAACCACCUCAAACACUAACGGCUACCUAGCAACACCGAUGGAUGGAUGACACAAUAAAGGGGUUCGUGUCCCGUGUGAAACCAAAAGUCAUCGUCGACUUAUUUAAAGUUUUACCUUAACUGUGACUUACGUGACGUACUUAUCUGAACCCGAACCCUGAGCUUUUCCUAAAACUAACCAACUGCGACAGUUUCACCACGUUAACCACGUGUUUAACGUCACGUGACUUAUGUCACAUGAUUUACGUAACGUGUGCUUGCAGCGCGUCCUCAGCUAGGGGCGCUACUUUAGGAGACGCUCCUGUGGGUCGUAGGAACAAACGACCUGUGUGGUCGUUUGGGUUGGAGGACUGGUUGACUGUCUCAGAUACAGCAACAACAACCUGCCGUGCAUCUAGGAUCCACAACCAACUCAAAGACCCUAACAACCACCUAGCAACACAUUAGCAACCAUCCAGAAACACUGCCAAUAAACACUUUAGCAACCUAGCAACUGCCACCCAUUUAGCAACAAACCUCACCCAAGCGUGUGAGACAACAAGCUUACUACACCCUCCAUGUAGCAGCUGUUUUGGAGCUUUCAGUCAUGUCACAUGAUCUUCAUCAGUACAUGGAGUUACCCAGUUGUUUGGGAAUUGCAGAUGUUCAAAUCGCCAUUUUUCUGAGCACUUAUAAAGCACUUAACGACUUCUGGCGAAUGUUGGAUUAAAAGCCGACGUUCCAAGUUCAUGCUUGACUUUGUGAACAGCAGCUGAGAAAACACUUUCAGCGCAAGGUCCAUUUAGUAGCUGCUGCGGAGCUUUCGACACAUGUCACAUCACAGCUUUAGAGCCUGCUGUCACAGCCUUUGUGGCUUUGCCGUCUGUGCACGCAGCACUCCUCUCCACGCAGCGCGACGUGCUGGCAGCUUCACCGGCUGAGUGCAGGAACAAAGAGUUCAGGCGAAAAAGCAAAUGCCCCCCUGUCAUCGCUGCACAGGUGGAGCCGUGCUCAGGGUGUCAGCGUGCGUCAUUCCACCGCAGCAGGCCUGCUCUUCCCACCAAAACUAAACCUGUAAUCACUGUUUGUGUGAUUAGAUUAAUGCCACUGAAUACCAGCUCGCUGUAAUCACAGGCUGGAAACACCCAGCAGUUUUCUUACAAAUUCAACUCUGUCAGGAUGCUAAACAUCACGUUUCGCUGGAUGAUAAUUCAGCGUUACCGUUAAAGGUUUCCCCACAUAAUGCUACGAAGGUCGAACGCUCACGGAUCCUGUGGGAAACCUUGUUUCUGCUG